This is a messenger RNA of Schistocerca serialis cubense, 570 nucleotides long. Its product is annotated as serpin-like protein HMSD. Lineage: Eukaryota; Metazoa; Arthropoda; Insecta; Orthoptera; Acrididae. The coding region runs from base 1 to 570 and encodes 189 amino acids. The transcript has 4 exons. The record is from RefSeq and is a predicted model, not a curated record. Gene Ontology annotation, molecular function: serine-type endopeptidase inhibitor activity.
AUGAGGUGCUCAAACAUGGCAACUGAAUGCAUAGAAAAUGCUCUCCGGACAAUAUGUCAAGGAAGCCAAAAGUUUACCUUCAGUAUUUAUAAGAUUCUCUCAGAAGUCGGAGGUAACCUGUUUUUCUCCCCAAAAAGCAUGCAGGUAAUUUUAGCUCUUGUACAUCUUGGUGCAAAGGGUAACACUGCUCAGGAGAUUGCAGAUGGCUUAUGUCUUCCAUCUGAUAAGGAGACUAUUGAGAAUGGAUUUAGAGAAUUAACAAAUCGUUUGCAGAGCUCUGAUGACAUAGUGCUUGAAGUAGCCAACAAGGUUUAUGCACAAGCAAGUUUUCCAAUUAAAGAAGAGUUCAGAGCAUCUGCUGCAAAAUUUUUUGCUGAAGCAGAAGAAGUUGAUUUUGUCAAUGAAACAGAGAAAUCUAGAGUAAAAAUCAACAAGUGGGUAGAGAACAAGACAAACAAAAAGAUAACAGAGUUAUUCCCUGGAGGUAGGAGACUGCUUUUACUAUUUUUUAAGUUUUUAAUGCAUAUAUCUUUGCAAAAUCUGAAAAAUGUUUCACCAGUACAAUUUUAG